Aspergillus homomorphus CBS 101889 is the source of this 2046-nucleotide messenger RNA. Its product is annotated as putative amino acid transporter. The transcript has 2 exons. NCBI's taxonomy places the organism in Eukaryota, Fungi, Ascomycota, Eurotiomycetes, Eurotiales, Aspergillaceae. Gene Ontology annotation, molecular function: amino acid transmembrane transporter activity. Gene Ontology annotation, biological process: amino acid transmembrane transport. Gene Ontology annotation, cellular component: vacuolar membrane. The record is from RefSeq and is a predicted model, not a curated record. Bases 429 to 1850 code for a protein of 473 amino acids.
ACAGCACUGGCCCGGAAGGUCAUCGACUCGAGGAACACACACAAGAGGCAGUGGCAGUGGAAAGGAAAGGAAAGGAAGGCAACCACAGCGGAAUAAUUAUCAAUCCCACUUGGCGGGUCUUGCUUCCUCCCACCGGUGCCCUCCCAAACACUUUCUUCCUCUUCCCCCCCGCCGCCGCCCAUUAUUCAAAACCCGUGUGGCUUCCCUCUCGCCUGCCACUUUUCUCCUACCUUCUCUCCCUCUUCUCUCGUCUUCUUCCUUUCUCCUUCCCCCAUUACCUCUUCCUCCUCUUCUUCCUCUUCCUUCAACAACAGCCAUUAGGCAUUCGGUGCGACCUGGGCAAAGUCGAAUUCAACCUCACCUUUCCCCCUCUCCACCACCUCUCGCCUGUGUUCUGACUGUUUGAAUUUCCUUCGUGCUUCUUCGUCAUGGCUUACGGUGACGAUAUCAUUGGGGACCGCAAACCCCAUUCCGCGAUGGAUUAUGAGAAUGAGAAGAAGGGGGACCUCUACUCCCCGCAGUAUGAGGGCGACAUGGUCGACAAGAUGAGCGACACGGAGCGGAACAUUGUCGAGGCUGGCAUUCAAAAAUACAACCGUCUGGGCUGGAAACGCCUGACGGUGGUGAUGAUUGUCGAGGCCAUUGCCCUGGGUAGCUUGUCGAUUCCUUCGGCGUUCGCUACGCUGGGGAUGGUAGCUGGUGUCAUCACCACGGUUGGUCUCGGAUUUGUUGCCAUCUAUACCAGUCACGUGAUCGGUCAGGUUAAAUUGAAGUUCCCGGAUAUUGCGCAUUACCCCGACGCUGGCCGCCUAAUGUUCGGCCGUAUUGGUUAUGAGAUUAUCUACGUCAUGCUCGGCCUGGAGUUGCUAUUCCUGACCGGCUCCCACUGUCUGACCGGCACCAUCGCCUUCAUUGACAUCACUGAGAGCAGUGUUUGCUCGAUCGUGUUUGCGGUCGUGUCCGCCAUCAUCCUGCUGCUGUUCGCCAUUCCGCCAUCUUUCGCCGAAAUGGCCAUUCUGGGUUACAUCGAUUUCGCCUCGGUCAUCAUCGCGAUCGGCAUUACUAUGAUCGGCACCGGGGUGGAGAACACCAACCAGCCCGGCGGUCUGUCGGCUGUGAACUGGUCUGCGUGGCCCAAGGAGGAUAUCAGCUUCACUGAUGCUUUUAUUGCCAUCACCAACAUUGUCUUCGCCUACAGUUUCGCCCUGUGCCAGUUCUCUUUCAUGGAUGAGAUGCACACGCCCAAGGACUAUAUCAAGUCGAUUUGGUCCCUGGGUCUGAUCGAGAUCUUCAUCUACACCUUGACCGGUUCCAUCAUCUAUGCUUUCGUUGGUCAGGAUGUCUCCAGCCCGGCUCUUACCUCGGCCGGUCACCUCCUCAGCCGUGUCGCCUACGGUGUUGCCCUCCCCGUCAUUUUCAUCAGUGGUUCGAUCAACACGGUGGUGCUGGGUCGUAUGAUCCACGGUCGCGUCUUCAAGAACUCACCCAUCCGCUUCAUCAACACCAAGAUGGGUUGGAUUACUUGGUUGGCCGUGAUCACCAUCAUCACCAUUGUUGCCUUCGUCGUCGCCGAGGUGAUUCCCUUCUUCUCCGACUUGCUCUCCAUCUGUUCCGCCCUCUUCGUGUCCGGCUUCACCUUCUACUUCCCUGCGCUCAUGUGGUUCAUCCUACUCCGCGAGGGCAGCUGGUUCACGCCGAAGAACAUGGCGUUGGGUGCUCUCAACCUCAUGUGUCUGUUGAUUGGACUGAUCACCCUCGGAGCGGGCACCUACGCCAGUGUGGAUGAUAUUGUUGCCAACUACCGUCAAGGCACUGUGCGUGGAGUGUUCACCUGCGAGGCUCCCAACUAAGCGCAUCUUCUCUCCAUUAUUUCUGCUAGCCGUCUACGCAUAGAUUAGCGUUUUCAUUUUCAUUUCCAUUUUUUUUCUUUGACGUUGCAGGCCCGGGGCCUGUGGCGACGUUGCAUGGUUUGCCGUGAAUACCCACUGCGAGAUGUAUAUAUACGUUUGACAUGAUUGUGAAUAUGCCGCAUCUGAUGUAUAAUAU